AUGCGCCCCCAGAGAGGCGGCCGCCCCCCGGCGUCGCCCCCCCAGACGGUGAAGCAGCUCCUGAAGGUGCUGAGGCAGCAGCAGGGCGCCGGCGAGCGGCCGCCCCCCCCCGCGGCCGCCGCCCCCUUUGGCCCCCCCGGGCCCGCCUGGGCCCUGCCGGUGCCAGGCGGGGGCCCGCAGGGGUCCGGGGGGGCCCCGCUGGGGCCGUCGCCCGACCCCGACCCUGAGCCCGAGCCGGCCCCGGCGGAGCUGGCGGCCGCCCGUGCCGCCGUCCGCGCCAUGGACCCCCGGGAGCUGCUGCGGCAGGACGAGGAGGGCGACACGCUGCUGCACGUGCUCUGCGCCCGGGGGCUGCGGGCGCGCCGGGCGGUGGCCGAGGCCUUCGAGGCCCUGGGGCAGCUGGAGCUGCGGGAGCAUCGCGGGAAGACGCCGCUGCUGGUGGCGGCGGCGGCGGCGGCCGCGGGGGUCGUGGGCGACCUGCUGGCGCUGGGGGCCGACGCCGACGCCGCCGACCACGGGGGCCGCACCGUGCUCCACCUGGCCGCCGCCUACGGGCUGCCCCACGUCCUCCGGGCCGUGAUGGCGUCCGGGGUCCCCGUGAACGUCGAGGCGAGAAACUUCGAAGGCCAGACCCCCCUGCACUGCGCCGCGCUAUCCCACAAUGCCUCGCUGCGGCCGGGGGGCGGAUCCGGGGGGGCCCCGACCCCCCAGGAGCGAUUGCUCUGCGUCGAGCUGCUGCUGCGCAUGGGAGCCGACUGCACGAGCCAGGACAUGAAGAGCAGCCAGACCGUGCUGCACUUGGCCGUGCGAGGGGGCAACCUGGCCCUCACCCACCUCCUGCUGCGCCAGCCCGGGGUGGCCCCCCGCCUCGUCAACAUGAAGGCCCACGGCAACACCCCCCUGCACAUGGCGGCGGCGCUGCCGGGGGGCCCCAGCCAGGAGCCCCUCGUGCGCCUGCUGCUGGCUUGGGGGGCCGACCCGGGCGCCCGCAACCUGGAGCACGACCUGCCCCACGGGCUGCUGCCCCCCGGCCCCCCCGGCGACCAGCUCCGCCUCCUCCUGAAGAGCCGCCGCUCCGCCCGCCGCCCCUCCCCCGCCUCCUAG
Molecule: messenger RNA, 1104 nt
Organism: Rhea pennata
Lineage: Eukaryota; Metazoa; Chordata; Aves; Rheiformes; Rheidae
Product: NF-kappa-B inhibitor delta-like
Biological process (GO): regulation of gene expression
Cellular component (GO): nucleus
Molecular function (GO): protein binding
Source: RefSeq, a predicted model, not a curated record